CAGAGGGAGGGGAACACUGAAGAAGAAGAGGGGGAAACUCACAUCUCCUGUACCUCUCUCUCUCUCUUCUCUCUCAGCUAUCACUGAUCUUCCUCUGGAUCUCUCAUUGUGGAGCGGCCUCUGUGGGUGUGUGUGUGUGUUGCAAGCGUGUUUAUGCCAGCUGAGACCAGCCUUCCCUUCUUCGUCCUCCUCAUCUUCGUCACCCUCUCAUUUCUCUGCUGAUUCUGGAGCACUGCUAAGAGACUGUGCUCAUCUGUUGCCGUGGCGAUGGGCUGUCGGCUUUCGGGGCCAUGGUUGGGAGACGGAAUGGGGGUGAACACUCAGGACCUGAGCCAUAUGCCGAAGCAAGAGGCUCUAAGGAUCCUGGCCAGCUACGAACAGCCAAUCACACUGCAGAUAGAAGGGCGAAGGGGGCGGAGUUUGCAGUACCACCAAGCAUCAGACUGCAGCACGCAGACAGAGGGCCCAUGGGAGCCCCUGCGAUCGCUAGCCUGUGGCCCAAGCCCUGUACCCCAUGGCCUCUACUCAGAGAGGCCCUACUAUAGUCACAUGACCCUGCCUGGUGACCAUGGAGACAGAGGCAGAUACGAGUACCUUCCAAAUGCUCCACGUGACCAUGACGACCUGCACGCCAUUGCAUCUCAGGACCCUGAGCUGUCCUCCAGAGCGCCAGAGGGGCAGAGCUGUCUCACAGGUUGCUGCAACACCAACAUGCAGGAGCCUAGUAAUUUCCAGAGCCAGACAGAAGAUGAAGACUAUAUCAUAGAAAAGACAGUGGGUUAUUUACCUCUCCAUCAUGAGCUGGACAGUGGACUUGGCUGGACUGAUGGGAGUUUUCAGCAGGGGGAGCUCUCAGGCAUGGAGACAGAGGAAGGGCUUGAAGAGUGCCACGCCCGCAGGGGAGGAUUAGGAGGGGGAGGCUCACCUUCGUCAGAGUCCUUCAUCUCAUCAGAGCUGAGUGACUCCGGGUUUUACAGCGUCAGCACUGGGGAGUUCCUGCGCUUUCAGCGUUUGCUGGAGAAACGCAUGCGCCUCUACAAUGCCCGGAUGCACCACCAGGGGGAGCUGUGUCCACGUGAGCACAGGGACAAUCAAAAGGCCCAUCGUGAGCUGGAGGCCAUCCCUGAAGCUCUCACUGUGCAGCCCCAGAAUGCAUGUGUGGCUGUGCACCCACGUGGGUUGUUCAGGGUGUCAUCCAUGCAGACCCGCAAGGCAGACCAUCCGGCACUGAACCAACACAGCUCCAGCAGCGCAGCUCUCUUCACACCACACGCUGCCCUUUCAACUUGCAGCACCCCCUCCAGCCAAAGGAGGCUGCUGCCACACCAGAGCUCCUCUGGAGGGAUGCUAAGGAGAAGCAGAACACUGCAUCAUCGGCCAGUGCCUGUGGAGCACCGCAGACGGGCGAGCCACCCAGCCUCACCUAACUACCGCAGCCUGACCCUGCAUCAUUACAGUCGUAGGCUAAACUAUGAGCUACCAGAGGAAUCUGAACCAGACAUGUCAUACCUUGCCAACCACCCCCGACACCAUGCCAACCACUCACCACAUCCAUCCAAUCACCCCUCACACCCUGCCAAGCACUCUCCAAUCCCUGCAAACCACCACACACACCCUGCCAAUCAUUCUCCCCACCUUAGCAAUCACACCUCACACCCUGCCAACUUCACAUCUCACUCUGCCAAUCACUCCCCCCACCUUAGCUCCACACAUUCCACACACCCAGUCAGUCAUUCUCCUCACUUUAGCAACCACACUACAAACUCUGCCAAUCACUCCCCCCACAUCAUCAACCACCCUGCACACCCUGUCAGUCAUUCCCCACACCUUAGCAACCACAUCAAACAUCCUGUCAAUCAUUCCCCCCACCUUAGCAACCACACCACACACCCUGUCAAUCAUUCUCCACACCUUAGCAACCACACUACAAAAUCUGCCAAUCACUCCCCCCACCUUAGCAACCACCCUGCACACUCUGUCAAUCAUUCUCCCCACCUUAGCAACCACCCUGCACACUCUGUCAACCAUUCCCCCCACCUUAGCAACCACCCAACACAACCUGUCCAUUAUUCCCCCCACCUUAGCAACCACCCCACACAACACACAUACUCCACCAAACAACCCACACAAGUCAUGCCCCCUGCCCCACACACACACCCCACACACCCCUCCCAUGCUGUAAGCCAGCCCAGUGUGACCAGCUCCACAGAAGACCACCACUGUGCUCUGCUUCAGGAGCACCAGUACCAUGACAACAGAGGCAGAACACCCAGUAGCCUUAGGCAGGAUGGGAGCUUUGUGACGGCGCCUCCUAUGAGCAGAGAGAGGGAGCACCAGAGAGGGAGGGAAGAGGUAAAGUUUGGAGAAAAGGAGAGAGAGAGAGAGGCUCGUUUUCACACCCUCAGUCACACCCCAUUUCAAAGUCAGGACGCCAACGACACCUGGCCCAAACCAGCCGCUCGGCAUGGACCAUACAGAACACUCGAGGGUCACACAUCCAUGAAUGCCUCAGUUUCGGCACGGAAACCAUCUGCGGGGUCAUCAAACCUGCGGGCAGUGCGGAACCAGCUGCUGCGUGACCGGGCACUGCGUCUGGCAGAUGAGCGCAGCGGCAUGAGCACAGACGAAGAGAGCCACGGUGAGGUCCGCAUGGGCCGCUACUGGAGCCGCACUGAGCGCCGCGAACACAUGCAGGAGAAACAGCGGCAGCAGCAUGCACGGGGGUGUGGGGCCCACCCACUGGGGGACAGGCCCGGCGGAGAGGGAGGGUACCAUACACUGCUGGAGUUGAGUCAGAGGAAGUUGAGUCGUCUCAGGAACAGGAAGCUGCUGGACGACUGGACUACCGUGGAGGAGCUACUGGCGCACGGAACACGAAUCGGUGCUGGAGACGAGGCACUGCAACUAGCCAGCUCUCUCCUCACUGUGACCACCGUAUAGCAACACAUAGUGUGAGUGUGUGAGGUUUGGCAUGGGAUAUACUGCCUUCACCACAUAAGGCUACCUCCUGCUCUUGAUGUUUACUGUAGAUAGAUGAUUCAGAAUACUGUAGUUGUUUCUCAGAGGUUUCAUUGGCUAGAUUUUGCUUCAGGUGAGCACUUAUAACAGCCAGUUUUAAUUUUGGUUUUCCUUAAAAAAUGUAUUCGGGCACGUCAAGCAAUAUGGCACUGCGUAAAUGUUGGACCUAUUACAGAAAUGACAUUAUAUGCAGUGAAAACUUGGCACCUUUUUUAGAAUAAAGAUAAAUUUAUGAUAACUUUAGAUGGUGCUAACACACGUAAUACACAUUAGAUUAUGUUUGUUUGAAACCGAUUAGACACAAAUAAAAUGUUUUUCAGAAUAAAACAAAUUUGCACAACAGAUGUCAGAUUUCCCUGAUUGUCUUCCAUUUGGUACAAGAACCAGAAGAGGCGUGGCAUUUCCAUCCUCCAACCGCGCCUGAGACGAUCAUUCUUCUGACUCAUAAACAAAUUUCUCUGGAGAAAAUACAAACAAACAGAAACAAAAAACAUUCAGCGCCAAAUGUCAUCUAUAUUAAUUCCCAUUUUGUAAUUUGAGAUGAAUUAUAGUGUGUUUAAACGUUGCCUAGCCAACCCUGCAUUUCCUGAAUGACCAGUUAAGCACUGAUGGACCCGCUCAUACCGUCUUCUUAGAUUCCUGUUAGUUGUGUAGAAUACAUUUACACCCAUUAUUCUUGUGAUAACAGUUGAUGUCAUGAAAAGACAAUAAUUUUUUAUAAUUAUUUGUAAGAAAGAAAGGAAGAACGAGAAUCAAUUAACUGUAUUUAAUUUCAAAUCUGUACUUGGAGCGUGAGCUAAUAGCACGCUUUACUUUGUUUUUAUGUGGAAAUUCAUUUUUGCAUUGCAAGAAAACUAUAUUUUAAACGGCUUAAGAUUAAUGAGAGGUUAUGAUUAUUUUACCACAACUAAAAUCAAAUUACUGCCAAACCUGAUAGAUGGUCUAACUUGUUGAAAGGUUUAAAACCGCGGGCUGCUUGCAAAUUGACUUGUGUGUCGUUGUAUGAACUGAAUACCAUUCUAGUUGGGAUGUUACACAGCAUUUGAUCAACUUCAGUUUUCUACCUGCACUGUUUGUGGUGCAUGAGCACUGGAGGCAGGCGCGCACUGUUUACAGCUUUCUCACGGCGGUGAUCUGGGCCGAUUCUCCAUACCCUCCACGCCGCGCCAUUGUCAACAUGAGUCAAACGUUUUCAAUAAUGGAUGGAAAAGACAAGACUGACGAGCUCCCUGUGGAUUAUGAAAUAGCACCCUUCUCUCCGCGUGUGAACGUGAAUGCCACUGGCUUGAGGGCACUUUUUACUUCAAAGCUCGCGCUCCUCUGGGCUCAUUCUCAGCGGAAUUACCUCCCGCUACCGCGCGCGCUGAAUGUCAGAAUGGUGUUGCUCGUCUUCACUUCGAAAAAAAACUUCCUUGGAAUCCGAUGUAGAUGUGCUUGUA
Electrophorus electricus (electric eel) is the source of this 4457-nucleotide messenger RNA. RefSeq lists its product as uncharacterized. The record is from RefSeq and is a predicted model, not a curated record. Lineage: Eukaryota; Metazoa; Chordata; Actinopteri; Gymnotiformes; Gymnotidae.